UCCCACAAUCCCCCGCGCCACUACUCCGCCCACCUUCCACAUCCUUUGCUUUUCAUUCACUGCCUUCUUUGCGGCAAUAGCAGUGCCUUGCGGCAGCGCGUCUUGGCCAAAAUGGCGGACAUGGAGGAUUUGUUCGGGAGCGAUGCCGAAUCUGAGACUGAAAAGAAAGAAUCAGACUCGGGAUCUGGCUCAGAUUCAGAACCAGGCAAUGAUGGCUCGGGGAGCAACCGGUCUGGAAGUGAUAGUGACCGAGAUGAAGACGAUGAUGAGCAUAGUGCUGCAAAACCAAGCAACAAAGAGCUGUUUGGGGAUGACAGCGAGGAUGAAGUUGGUUCUCAACACAGUGGCAGUUACAACCGCUCUGAAAGAUCAUACAAUGCAUCUGAAACAGCCCAUUCAGAUCAAGAAGUUAAUGAUCAGUCUGAUGCUGAACAGCACAGUGGCUCAGAAGCUCUCCAUGAUGAGGACAAUGAUGAUGUAGGGCGAAGGUCAGAACAUAGCAGUCCUCGAUCAGAGGCUGAUGGCUCAGAUAAAGAUGCAAAUUCAGAUGAUGAAAAAUGGGGCAGGGACAACAAAAGUGAUCAGUCUGAUGAGGAAGAAAAGAUGCAGAACUCUGAUGAUGAACUUCAGCAUUCAGACCAUGAUGAACAUAGACAGUCCGAUGAGGAAGGGCAACGGCCAUCUUCAGAUGCUGAAGAACAAGACCACCACCAAUCGGAUGAUGAGGAGCAUGAUAACCAUCACUCUGAUGACCUUCAAAAUUCAGAUGAUGAAGAGAAUGAUCGACAGCAUUAUAAUGACCGAACGCAUUCAGAUGGGGAAGAACAAGAACACAGACCACAGUCUGAAGAUGAAGAAAAUGAGCUUCAGCAUUCUGAUGAUGAACAAGGGCAACAGCAUUCUGAUGAUGAACAAGAGCGUCGGCAUUCUGAUGACGAGUUAAAUGAACAUCAGCAAUCCGAUGAUGAAGAUAGGCAACAUUCAGAUGAAGUCAGUAAAAGACAUCAUUCAGAUGAUGAGCAACAGCAGUCUGAUGGAGAGGAACAAGAGCGCAAAUCAGAAUCCCAAAAAGGCAGUGACAGUGAAGAGGAAAUUGGCCGACAGAGGCGUAAGAAAGCCAUAGCAUCAGAUUCUGAUAUGGACAGUGAUGAUGAUGAACCCAAAGGCAAACAAAAUGCUUCAGAUCUGUUUGGAGAUGCAGAUGACAUUUCUUCAGGCAGUGAUGGAGAAGACAAACCACCGACUCCUGGCCAACCUAUGGAUGAAGAUGGAAUGGAUCAGGAUCAGCCGGAAGAAACACUCCCAGAAACAAGGAUAGAAGUUGAGAUUCCCAAAGUGAACACAGACCUUGGAAAUGACUUGUAUUUUGUGAAACUUCCCAACUUUCUCAGUGUUGAACCCAGACCUUUUGAUCCUCAGUAUUAUGAAGAUGAAUUUGAAGAUGAAGAAAUGUUGGAUGAAGAAGGUAGAACAAGGUUGAAACUAAAGGUUGAGAACACAAUCCGAUGGAGAACACGAAAGGAUGAAGAAGGAAAUGAUACUCGUGAAAGUAAUGCUCGCAUUGUUAAAUGGUCUGAUGGCAGCAUGUCCUUACAUUUGGGUAAUGAAGUGUUUGACGUAUACAAGGCACCACUGCAAGGAGACCACAACCAUCUUUUCAUCAGACAAGGAACAGGUCUACAAGGCCAAGCUGUUUUCAAAACCAAGCUGACGUUUAGGCCUCAUUCUACAGACAGUGCCACUCAUAGGAAGAUGACACUGUCACUUGCCGAUAGAUGUUCUAAGACUCAGAAGAUCAGAAUUCUGCCAAUGGCAGGACGGGAUCCAGAAUCACAGCGUUCAGAGAUGAUCAAGAAAGAAGAGGAGAGACUACGAGCAUCAAUUCGCAGAGAGUCACAGCAGCGCAGAAUGAGGGAAAAGCAGCAUCAGAGAGGCCUCAGUGCAAAUUACCUGGAACCUGACCGAUAUGAUGAUGAAGAAGAAGGAGACGAGUCAAUAAGUUUGGCAGCCAUAAAAAAUCGUUACAAAGGAGGCAGAGAGGAAAGAGCUCGAAUCUAUUCAUCAGACAGUGAUGAAGGUUCUGAUGAAGACAAAGCUCAGAGGCUGCUGAAAGCAAAGAAGCUGAACAGUGAUGAGGAGGAUCAGGAUGAGGAAGGUGAACUUUCGGGAAAGAGAAAGGCGACAGAGGAUGAGGACAAAGCAAGCAAGAAGCACCGAAAAUAUGUAAUUAGUGAUGAAGAGGAGGAAGGAGAAGAAUUAUAAAAUCAUGUAUUUUUUUUUUUAUGCUGUACAGUUAUUUACCAUAAUGUAGGGAACAGUGAUUGAUAUUUGUUACAGGCCUAUGGUGCGUUCAUGUGUAUAAAUAAAUCUAAUUAAGGGAUGUGAUAUUUCCGGAGAA
This is a messenger RNA of Xenopus laevis (African clawed frog), 2398 nucleotides long. RefSeq names its product LEO1 homolog, Paf1/RNA polymerase II complex component L homeolog (gene leo1.L). NCBI's taxonomy places the organism in Eukaryota, Metazoa, Chordata, Amphibia, Anura, Pipidae. The transcript has 12 exons. Gene Ontology annotation, molecular function: RNA polymerase II C-terminal domain phosphoserine binding. The record is from RefSeq and is a predicted model, not a curated record. Gene Ontology annotation, cellular component: nucleus; Cdc73/Paf1 complex. The coding region runs from base 112 to 2262 and encodes 716 amino acids. Gene Ontology annotation, biological process: positive regulation of transcription elongation by RNA polymerase II; transcription elongation by RNA polymerase II.